Papilio machaon (common yellow swallowtail) is the source of this 421-nucleotide messenger RNA. RefSeq lists its product as uncharacterized. Bases 10 to 414 code for a protein of 134 amino acids. Lineage: Eukaryota; Metazoa; Arthropoda; Insecta; Lepidoptera; Papilionidae. The transcript is spliced from 3 exons. The record is from RefSeq and is a predicted model, not a curated record.
UUUGUUACGAUGAUAACCACUGUAAAAUUCUUUCCGCGGUUUAUUACAAGCACGAUACUUCUUUUAAUAUUAUUACAAAUGGCUAAUUCGACAAGAAAUGAAGUUCAAACUGUAAGAAAUUUAAAAGAUAAUCCUAUAAAAGACUUAUUAAUACACGGAGAUCAAACAGAUAACGCUGGAGAAACGCACAUUAUAGUUAAGAGGCAAUCAGACAGAUAUCGCUACCCUCCGCGUCCAUUACCUAUAUUAUUUGGAGGAGGUGGAAUUGGAGGAGUUGUAGUCGGAAGAGGAUAUGGUGCAAGGGGAGCUCUUGGUAGAGGAUUUGGGGCCAGAUCUGUUGGAGGUAGAGGUUUUGGCGCAAGAGGAUUGGGCGGCCGAGGAAUAGGUGGAUUCGGAGGAAGAGGUCGAGGAUAAUAAACUA